Brassica oleracea var. oleracea is the source of this 1326-nucleotide messenger RNA. RefSeq lists its product as uncharacterized. Lineage: Eukaryota; Viridiplantae; Streptophyta; Magnoliopsida; Brassicales; Brassicaceae. Gene Ontology annotation, biological process: translational initiation; formation of translation preinitiation complex; formation of cytoplasmic translation initiation complex. The coding region runs from base 1 to 1326 and encodes 441 amino acids. The record is from RefSeq and is a predicted model, not a curated record. Gene Ontology annotation, molecular function: mRNA binding; translation initiation factor binding; translation initiation factor activity. Gene Ontology annotation, cellular component: eukaryotic translation initiation factor 2 complex. The transcript has 8 exons.
AUGGGGUCUUGGAUGUGGAGAAAGAUGAUCAAAAUGAGAGGUGUUGCAAGGAGUUUUCAUAAAAAAGACUUGGGGAAUGGAAGAAAUACUUCUUUCUGGUUUGAUCAUUGGUCUGAGAAGGGAGUUCUAAUUACACUGUUGGGGGAAAGAGGUAUAGUAGAUAUGGGCAUUAAACGUGAAGCCACAGUAGCAGAAGCUAUUAUGAGAGAUAAAAGGAGGAGAAGUUAUCGUUCUUUGGCUCUUAGGGAAAUUGAGGCAGAAAUGGAGACUGUUCGGAGGAAGCUACGAGUGGAGAAUGAGGAUGUAAAUAUGUGGAAGGAUGGGUCGGGGUAUAGACAAAAAUUCUCAACACAUGCUACUUGGAUGUUGCUUCGUUCGCAAAAGGAGAGGUGUAGUUGGGCUAGGAGUAUUUGGUUCUCAAAGGCGACUCCUAAGUAUGCGUUUGUUUCAUGGCUGGCUUCUCGGAACAGACUCUCAACAAUGGACAGAAUCGUUCAGUGGGAUCCUGGUGCGGACACAACUUGUUCAACUAAGGGGAUUCUGGCUGGUGAUUACACAAAUGUUUGGUCGAGCAUUUUUGACAUCAUAUCGGAUGAGGGAAUGGAAAGGAAGAAGAGGUUUUGUCUGUGCUAUGCUUUGCAAAUUGCUGUGCAUACUUUGUGGAGGGAGAGAAAUAUGAUCAAACAUGAAGAGAAGCCUACUCCUAUUGCAGCUAUUAUAAAAAUGGUGGACAAAAGUAUAAGAAACAAGCUGAGCAUUAUGAGGUCCAAAAGAGUUAAAGGGUGGGAAAGUGUAAUCAUGGCUGAUGAAAUUAACGAGAUGCAACAAGAACUUGCACCCUUUGACCCAACCAAAAAGAAAAAGAAGAAGAAAGUUGUUCUUCAGGAUCAUGCUGAGAGCUCAUCACCAGAAUUGCAGAUGGAGAAAGCUGAUGAUCCAAUGCCUGGAGCAGUUAAUGAUGGUCUUGAAAGCGCAGUUAGUGGAAUGAAAAAUAGCAAGAAGCCAGUUGAUUCCAGCUCACUGAAUGAAGAAAAUGUUGAAGCCGUAGAAGAUUUGGAUGGUGGUCAUGAGGAAGAGAAAGGAGUAAUCCAGCAGGAGAAUCGUUAUCCUUGGGAGGGAAGUGAUAGAUUGUACCUAUAUGAAGAGAUGCUUGGUAGGGUCUUCAACAUUCUGCGUGAAAACAAUCCGGACCUAACUGGAAAUAGGCGUCGUACAGUUAUGAGGCCUCCCCAAGUUCUUCGUGAGGGGACAAAGAAGACGGUCUUUGUCAACUUUAUGGACCUUUGCAAAACGUAUGAACAAACAUUGUCUCUUCAAACUCACUAG